AUGGCUGCCGCAGACGAUGAUUCAUCCGAUCUCUCGUCUCUCUCGUCCCUGUCGCCUGUUCCCUCCGAUGCCGAGCUGGACGACCUCAGUGACGCGCCGACCGGAGCCAAGUCGGGGAUCCUAAAGUUCUUCUCCAAGCUAUCAGAGCAGCCGCCAAAGGAGCCCUCGCCGCCGCCGCGCAAGCGAUCGCCCUCACCACCUCACGAAUAUGUCCUGGCCGACAACCCAGAUAUAGCAUUUCUGGUCAUGUUUCGAAGCCGCUUCAGCGACGCAUUUCCCAAAUCCCUCGCCCACUUCGGCCCGCAAGAACUGGAACGAGACGUUGUCGAGCCCAUCCCCGGCGAUCGAGUCGAACAUUUCCUAUGCGCCGUCCUCGGGCUCCUCCUAAACCGGAAGCAGGAUGUCAAACCAGGUCACUACAAUAGGGCGUUGGAAGACGCUAUCGCAUCUCACAAGAACCAAUGGCCCCCUUCAUGGGAGGACAAGAGCCCGCUGUCUGGUGGCGCAACCUUUGGCUCCCUGAACCCUACCCAAAGACUGAAUCUUUUGCGUUACCUCGUUCUCUGGGCCAUGUCCUCGUCCGAAACCCUCAAGGGCCUGAUCAACCAGUCGUACAAACAAAAUCGCCACGAAGACGACAUUAACCAACCGCGUGCAGUUCAGCCAUGGGGAUCCGAUGGAGACAAGCGCCGGUACUUUUUGGUCGAGGGGCAAGAUGAUACUGCUUUUCGCGUGUAUCGCGAGAGCAAUCCUGCUGGCACCAACCGCACGUGGUGGAGCGUUGCCGGGAGCAUUGACGAGCUCAAGGCUUUGGCUGAGAAGCUCGAGACCAAGGACGGAGGCCCCAAGGCCAAGAAGCUCAGCCAUAAGAUUCUCUCAGCCAUCCCGCGAUUCGAAGCAGGAGAAGAGAAACGAAAGCGACGAGAGUAUCGACAGAUGCGCAAAGAGCAAUUCAAGCGCCCAGAGCCUGGAUUCUCAUUAUACGAAGGCCGUACUCGCGGCAAGCGGAUGAAGUACACGUACUCCGACGACGAAGACAUGUUCUCGGAUUCCACUGGCUAUAGGCGCUCAGCUCGCAAUACCGGAACCACCACGCCAGCGGAGACCGCGCCUGUCACUACAUCGAGCGGUCGCACUGUUCGAGCUCCUCCCCGGCUCAAUGUAACCACAGGGGAAGACCUCCCAAAUGAUACCCAAGGAGAGACCGGUGAGGCUGCUACAGAGAACCCUUCUGGCCGGCCGCGUAGAGCGGCAGCGGGGAAUGCUGGAGCGAAUGGCUCUCCGAACACAGACGAUGAGGAAAGCGAGGCCGAGUUUGGGGACGAUGAGGAGGAUGUCGAGGCUCAGAUCCCAGAAGAGUCGGAGGACGAAGACGAGUUCAAAGAUGAAGCCAUGGAUGAGGACGACUUGGAGGUGGCGCCUCAAACACUGGUUGUGAAGCUCUCGGUGACUCCCCCGAAGCUGAAGGGAGUCCUUACCCCGAGUGAGCAAGCGGCGAACCUGCUUCCCGCCAGCAAGGAAGAGAACUCGAAGGAUGCACCGACCGGCCCACCAGAUACGCCUACACCCAAGCAGCAACCCUUUGACGCGGCGACGACUGUACCUCCGCCCAGCGUGAAGACUUCUGAGAGGCCUACUACGCCGCAACCUACUGAACAACAAGCCGGAGACCAGUCGACUGUGCCCUCUGUCGCGCCGGCAACUUCUUUGGCAUUUAGAGGAAGCCCUGAAAAGCAACCGGCGCAAUUGGCACCUGAGACUGUCAAGAUCAUAAGCCAGGAAUAA
Messenger RNA from Trichoderma citrinoviride, 1785 nucleotides. RefSeq lists its product as hypothetical. The transcript is spliced from 5 exons. Lineage: Eukaryota; Fungi; Ascomycota; Sordariomycetes; Hypocreales; Hypocreaceae. The record is from RefSeq and is a predicted model, not a curated record. The coding region runs from base 1 to 1785 and encodes 594 amino acids.